Anopheles merus is the source of this 4376-nucleotide messenger RNA. RefSeq lists its product as uncharacterized. Bases 457 to 1803 code for a protein of 448 amino acids. The transcript has 7 exons. The record is from RefSeq and is a predicted model, not a curated record. NCBI's taxonomy places the organism in Eukaryota, Metazoa, Arthropoda, Insecta, Diptera, Culicidae.
AGCUUUUCUAGUGAAAAUAUCCUUUCUCACAAGCGUUACUUCCAAAGCUUCAUUGGUGGUGGCAUCGUUAUCAGUUUCAGGUAAUACACGCGCGUAUCUUUGUGUGCGUGCGGUCGGGAAAAGUAUAUAUCAAAAGAAAAUGUGACAAGAAAAAUCAGUUGAACGGUGUUUUUCCACCAGUUGACUUCGAAUUCCGUCGGAGGCACCGAGUGUGACUCCGUCGCGACAGAUCAGUUUCAGUACUGCACAACAAAAAAAAUCAGAAAAUCUUUAUAUCGUCCGUCGUAUACUAUUCGAGGGUUAAGAAAACGGAUAAAGUGAAUCUUACAUCCAUUUUUUUCUUUUAAUCCUAUAUUCUCUCUAACUUCGUUCAACUUCGUGCAUUCAAUACACUCAGGGUGAAGCGCAAAAGUUUCAGUGUUGUACAAAGGUUUUACCGGGUUUUCGUUUGAACUGAUGCGACCGCCAACCGCCAAAGCCAGCGUGGCCACCGGCCAGGCGGCGGCACUAGCCAUCCUAGUGUCGCUAGCCACGUUUUCCGCUGCAGUCCCGACCUCGGUACUGGCGGACUCGAAGGAAACGAACGGCCAUCGGGAAGUUACGGCUUCCCCGGGACUGAACCGGUUGACUACGGACGAUGCUAUGUACGGCGACGACCGGGCCGGUCCAUCGAACCCUCAGAAACGUGGAGUGAACCCGCUGCUCUAUCGGGAGGCCGAACUUCGGAACGACUUUUCCGGUAAUUCGAUUCCCCAGAAUGGAGUGUGGGAAGAUGUGGACGUACCGCUGCCGGGGAUGGCGUAUCCGUUGGAACUGUUCGAUGCACCCAUCGAGCCGGGUCCUUUCGACCGGUUUAACCAGCAACAGCAGCAACAGCGGACGUACGACGUACUGCAGAACCUGCUGAGCCGUCAACCUUCGCCGUACAAUCCUCUGUUCAUCGGCAGACCAGUGUCCGGUGGGUACCCGGUGAGAAUGCACGGCCCUGGCGGUGCCUACGGUACGGAACGGAAGAAGCGUACUUUGGCAACUGGGCCGGCGAAAUCGUAUUCCCAUCAGAUGCGCAACCGACCGCAAGCCAAGCGCUCCUCUCCAUUGGUUCCGCUGCUUUUUUGUACCUUCCCACUGGUCCCACCUGUUGUUGGCGAAAAGCAUCUCGAACGACAUACUCAAGGAAUGCAACAAAAUAAAGAGAAAACAGAAAGCACAGUACUACGUCCUUCUCUAUCCACUAAUGGUGCUACCGAUGGCGGCUACCAUCAUAACUCGUCCACAGUGGUCUUAAAGCGCAGUACGGGUAAGUUGUCACCAGCCGAAGUGUUCUCGCUGCUUGCGCUGAUGGAUUCACGCGAUCCCUACCGCCCACUAUCACCCCUGCCCGAGUACAUCCCGGACGAUCAGACGAACGAUGUGUUGGCCUACGCUCCAAAUGGAAUGUAUCCAGACGUUGCACUACCGCUGGCCCUGGAGCAGCUGCUGGGAGCGCGAGGUGGUGGCGGUGCAGGUGGCGAUGGUUACGCGUACGAUGAUGCUGGCGAGUGGAUGAACGGUUGGACGGAACCAUCAGUUGACUACAUGGGUAUUCCAAUUGCCGAUCUGGAUGCGCUUGGGGCGCUUAACGAUGGCAAAACCGUGGGCUCGAUCAAUGCAUACAUGCCGCAGAAGCGCUUUAUGGUGUCGAAGAAAAAGCGUAGCGUGAUGCAAGCACCUUCUCCAGCAGCUGUCGUCGGUUGCAAGCCGGGCGAUGCAUCAUGUGGCGCUCAGUCGCAUCAGCAGGGAGGCAUCAUUCAAGCGGCCGCCUAAAGCAUUACAUCCCCGAUACGGAUACAUGCGCAUUUUGAGAGAAAGGACCCGUCCUGGACGCACACAAAAAAAAACAUACACAACAUGUCCCAAGGCUCACGAAAUACCGGAUACUACAAAAAUCAAUGUACCAUAUGUGUUAAUUAUUAUUGUACUUACCAAUCAUUGUAACGCAACUAAUCAUUUCUAACGAUACAAAAGCAAGAAUCAAAGAAAACCCCUUUUCCACCAUUGAUGAGGCACAUCACACAGCGCUGCUUUUGAUAGAACCCGCUGCUCCAGGGCAUCUACCGCAAAACGGAUGACACGACAUGAGUAGCAAUUCCAUCUUACCUUUCACCGCUUUGUCUAAGUUGCACCGCACUGUUGUUUUAGGAUAAAAUGGAGAGGUACAUUGGUAGGUUUGGAAGUCAGGCUUAGGCUCACACAUUAAGCAUUUGCGUGUCUUUCGAAUAGCUGCCGUUACGUUCGGUGGACAUUUCGUUUCGUCAGUACCACUAUGCAGAACAAACAGUUUUCAACAAACGAGGCGGUUAAUUACUGUAUUGCUCUUCUUACUACUACUCACUUUUCUAGACGUUGAAUGGCUACCAUUGCAGAAGACAUCCAUGUAUUGCUCGUUGUGAACUCGUAUACAUUACUACCACGAUUAAAAAAGAAAUUGUGAAAGGCACAGCUAAAUGAUGAUACUGAUGAUGAUGAAGAGAAUUUAAUGCAUUAAAAUAUUCCUAUAUUUGAGGUCUACAUUCAUACGAAAUUUACUAAGCACAUAUACAUGUACUACACAAAAUUGAGGCUCCAUUACACAACAAGGUCGUAUCUAUGUAGGAGAGGCCAAUGCACGUUUGGCGUAUUUCAUCGUAUAAACUGCUUCCCCUAAUUAAUCGACGCGGAUCCACACAAACCGCGCACGCAUGAUAACAUGACAAGAAACUGGCUCAGAGGUAAAUAUUUUUUUAGGUAUAGUAAGAAAUCCAUACCAUAUAUAUAUAACAUAAACAUCUAUUAUGAAUGCAUACAAAAACAAGAGGCAAAAAGUUUGACAAAUUGUCGCACACGACAACACUAAACUGCAUAUUUAUCGGACGGUGGGGAGAAAAUUCCAUUUAAUCCAUAGUAUACUAUCGUAGCAAAUUAAUAACAAAAACCUUUACAUUAAACGAAAUAAAAUAAAUGAAAAAAUGAUACCACAAAAUGCAACAAACUACCACAAUGUGUGUACAACGGAGGAAUAAAUAAUACAAAGAGAGAAACAACAAACACAAUUUGCACCUGACAUAACAUAACACACAACAAACAAUCAAACAACUAUACAGACACACACUUCGCUGCAGCAGCAGUACAUACUGAGGCUGGAGUAAUACAGGAUACUUAGUCUACCUUGCAUUGAACUUUUGUUAGUCCGCCGAGGACAAUUGCAGAAAGAACAGGCGAUAAAAUGGUUGAAAUGAAUAAUGAAACGAAACAGUAAAUAGAACAAACUCGAGGAACAAGGAAGCGUAAAGAGAAACGUACCCUAACAUCAGCCACGUGACUGAAGAAGGAGGAGGAAGACUUCAACUAGAGCGUAGAAAAGAAAAUUUACAAAGCAUGGUUCAUUGUUUUCAACCCCUUUCGCUAGGUUCGGCUGGGAGUUAGCGGGGAGAAAACUAUCGAUGAGAAGAAGAAGUCUCACAAAAUUGAGAAAGGAAAAACCCAUUAAAAAUAAAAGACCACAAAACCGAUGAUUGAUUGCGAUCAUUGUCGGGUUACUUGCAUGAAGGAGGUAAUUUUAUUUGUCGUUUUGUCGAUUUAUUUCCUUUUCUGGUCUGAGUCCUGCAGCUUUCUACCAGAAACUGUGUUGCGGUUUUGAGUAAUUUUACGGUACGGCUCUGUUGUCAGUUGUUAUUAGUUGUGGUAGCUGGUUGCGUUUAGAAAACAUUUUCGAACUGAUUCUCGAUUGUGAUUUGUAAUUGUUCUUACACAUGUUCUGCCUAGCAAAUGAAUUAUAAUUUUUUUAUUUAACAUUAAACCCUUUCUCUACAUAGCUUUAAUAGCGAAACGAAAGAAAGAAAUUCAAGAAAGAGUUCUAAAGAAUUAUUUCUUAUCAAUUUUUAAAAUUUACUUAAAAAAAACUUGUAAUCUAAAAUUUACUACGGAAAUACGCGAGAUGAUACAAUAAUGAUAAAAAUUAUUUCAAACAAUCUCAGCGACAGCCACCUUAGACACAAACCAUAGACAGUAGCGUCAUCUAUUGCAACAACAGUGAAACUAACCAGUUUAAUUGAUUCGACGAACCGUUAGCAGUUUGAGGAAAAAUCCACGUGUUGUAUUUUUUUUUUGUUGUAAUUUAAAAUAGCCCUUGUUAUGUUUCGGAUAAGUGAUACAACAAUAUGCCCAACAAAAUUACUCUGUACUACAGUAGCUUAAGAUUCGAUUUAAUUUCCUUUCCACUAACGCUGCGCAUGCUGCAUUCAGUUUGAUUAAACUCCUCUAUCCUAAAAACAAAGAAUCUCGUUUCCCCUGUUAAAGAAUAACAUUCUAUUUACUAAAACAUAAAUAUUGUACAAAAGCGUAACUCUCUCUCUCAAUCU